UCAGCCGCGUUCGUCUUCGAAAUUAAUUGUAGCGACUAAGGAGAGCAAUCGGAGUGCUGUACCACAUUAUUAAUUUUGUUCUCCAUCAUGCUUCCUAGCCUGAUUCCAACAUCCUCAGUAUCCUGGGAGGUGCUGGGCCAAUCUACUCAUCUCAAUUCACCUCAGCUCCCUGCUUUCCACAACUUGGGCAAAAGUUUUCUCAUUGACAAUUUGCUUCGGAUAAAUCCCCCGCUUCGACCGAUUCCUGCAGACCCUGUGCCAGUGAAAAUGCACCAAACUGCGGAACAAAUCGGCCCAUCGGGAGGUCCACAUCCUACAAGAUCCUCCUUUCAGCUCGUUAACCCCUCAGACAACCAGCCGGCUCCAGUCACCUCCACCAGCCAAACAGUCACAUACCCCGAAAUAGGUUUACCGAAAUGUUUUCUGCCAAGUUUCCCGCAGGUCCUCUUGGCGUGUUGUGGUGGGUCCUGUCAGCACCGGGUCUCCCCCACUGAUUUUCCAAUUAACAGUUCUUUCAGGAGCUGUGAAUUUCCCCUUUGGCCUCAGGUUAGUCACAAUAAGGUGCGACGAGGAAUCCUGCGAAGAGUGGUCUUUUCUGAAGAACAGCGGAAGUCGCUGGAGAAGACCUUUCAGAAGCAGAAAUACAUUAGUAAGGCAGACAGGAAGAAACUGGCCACUCACCUUGGUCUUAAAGACUCUCAGGUAAAAAUUUGGUUCCAGAAUCGAAGAAUGAAAUGGCGAAAUACUAAAGAGAGGGAAUUGCUUUCACAAGUAUGUUCACUGGAGCACACAUUACAAGAGAGACCACUCUCAACUUCUGAUUCAAGCAACAGCAUCGCAAACGGUCCUGACAGAAAAUCAGCAUGUAUGGGCCAGUCGUCUGUGUGCCAAUAUGUCGCAGUUUCAUCAGCGCCUCAGAGUAGUCACCCUGGUGAGAACAGAGCUCCAGAUGUGAAAUUAGAAUUAUUUAAAGCAUCCCCACACUCCCACCCUGUACACCAGCAAAAAGACACAUAAAAUGUAGAAGAGUGUAGCACAGGAACAGGUUCUUUGGCCUACAAUGGUAUGGCGAACCCGCUAAAAAGCAAAUCAAAAAAACACCCAAACACUAAUCCCACCUGCCACAAUGUCCCUAUCCCUCCAUCUUCUUUAUAUUCAUGUGCCUAUCUAAACGUCCCUUAAGACCCUCGAAUGUGUUUGCCUCUACAACCACACCAGGCAGCGCAUUCCAGGCAUCCAACACUCUCUGGGUAAAAAAAUUUACCCCUCACAUCCUCCUUGAAGCUGCUCCCUCUCGCCUUCAAUGCAUGCCCUCUAAUAUUAGACAUUUCAAACCUGGAAACAGAUAAUCCCUUCCUACUCUUAACAUUGCCUCUCAUAAUCUUAUAAACCCUUAUCAGAUCUCCCUCAGCCUCUGGCGCUCCAGAGAAAACUACCCAAGUUUAUCCAGCCUCUAAACCAGGCAGUAUCCUGGCAAACCUCUUCUGCACCCUCUUCAAAGUCUCAAAAUCCCUUCUGUAGUGAGGCAACCAGAACUGUAACCUGGAUAUUAAAUUCCCACCAAUAAUAAACUUCAUGCGAUCUGUUCAUCUGUCAUGAUAGGAACUAGCACAGCUUGGUGAGACCUUUUCUGCAUCGAUGACACCAUGAAACAUUGUAUGCCUCUAAUAAUACUGUCGAUUUACUUCAUUGCAUUUAAGCGGUGAUUCAUUUGUAGAUCUUCAAAAGCUAAUCUAUGGGGAAAUGUUUUCAUAGUAAAGAAUUUGACUGUGAAAUGUACAUUGUUUUUACACUUGCCCAGCAUUUUUCAUUUGCCAUGUAUUAUAUUUUGAUGUAUUAAAACAAAACUGAAUGAACCGGAG
Messenger RNA from Hypanus sabinus (Atlantic stingray), 1862 nucleotides. RefSeq names its product homeobox protein DBX2-like. The transcript is spliced from 4 exons. NCBI's taxonomy places the organism in Eukaryota, Metazoa, Chordata, Chondrichthyes, Myliobatiformes, Dasyatidae. Gene Ontology annotation, biological process: regulation of transcription by RNA polymerase II. The record is from RefSeq and is a predicted model, not a curated record. Bases 88 to 1017 code for a protein of 309 amino acids. Gene Ontology annotation, molecular function: DNA binding; DNA-binding transcription factor activity, RNA polymerase II-specific.